Molecule: messenger RNA, 1473 nt
Organism: Daphnia pulicaria
Lineage: Eukaryota; Metazoa; Arthropoda; Branchiopoda; Diplostraca; Daphniidae
Gene: Dnz1
Product: palmitoyltransferase ZDHHC3-like
Exons: 8
Coding region: 287-1096 (269 amino acids)
Biological process (GO): protein targeting to membrane; peptidyl-L-cysteine S-palmitoylation
Cellular component (GO): endoplasmic reticulum; Golgi apparatus
Molecular function (GO): protein-cysteine S-palmitoyltransferase activity
Source: RefSeq, a predicted model, not a curated record
CGAAAAUCGGCUGCAAAGCUCUUAUGGACCGAUAGUCUGAUUACUGUAAUUGCUGUAAUUUCUCAGUGUGUUUAUUAUCUAUUUCUAUUUCUAUAAUAUUAAUGCAAUGUAAUGUGGUAACUGAUUAGCAAGUUGAUCAGUUUACACUACUGACUAUACAUAGUGCAAGCAACAAAAAGUGGACACAGUUUAAUGUGAAACAUAAAACUAGAUUUUUAAUUCUUUAUUGGAUUGCUUAUUUCUGAAACAAGUUUUUUUUCUAAGCCUACAAGUGUUUUAUGAAAAAAUGCCUCUAUUUCGCAAGGAUCCCUGUGGAAUUAUUUGCAUUUUCAUGACAUAUUUGGCUGUGUUUUACGCAGACUAUGUUGUUGUGAGAUGGAUUGUUAUUCAAACUCUUCACAACAGUUUAUGGGGAGCUUUUCAUGCAGUUGCAUUCAACUCCAUAAUUUUACUUCUCACCUUCUCUCACUUGCGGACAGUGUUUUCAGACCCUGGCAUUGUCCCUCUUCCGCAGAGCAAACUAGAUUUUGCUGAACUUCACACAGGGACACAUAAGGAACCAUCAGGAAAAGAUGAGUACACUGUUUGCGCACGAUGUGAAACGUACCGUCCUCCCAGAGCUCAUCACUGUAGGAUUUGCCAGAGAUGUGUGCGCAGAAUGGAUCAUCAUUGCCCCUGGGUGAAUAACUGUAUCGGUCAAUACAACCAGAAAUACUUCCUUCAAUUCCUGUUUUAUGUGGGAAUAUUGUCCGCCUAUGCCGUCUUUCUAGUAGUUUUUUCCUGGAUUCAAGAUUGUGAAGAUUGUCAUAAGGACAAAUUAAUAACCCAGACAAGAAUAUUGCACUCAAUCAUACUCGUGGUUGAAAGUGGGCUGUUUGGAUUGUUUGUGACAGCGAUAAUGUGUGAUCAGCUGCAGGCUAUUUUUGGCGACGAGACGGCCGUUGAACAAGCAAAACAACAAGGGCCAUUCAGGCCAAGAAAACCUCGACUAGCAUUGCUAACAGAAGUGUGUGGUCGGGGAAGUCCAGUUUUCUGGGUAUUUCCUUGUCAGUCACCACCCAAAGAUUUAGAUUUCAUAUCAGGAUACGAUGUCUAAUUUAACAUCCUUGUUCCCCAUUGUUUGUUUGUGAAAUGCAUUCCUCAUAUCUUGGAGCAAUAUUUAUUUUCUCCACUAUCAAUGCCUUCCUUUACUAUAUGUUGAUGUCUAGUUUUUUCCCCCUCCCUUUGAUCUUUCCCUCUAGAUCAACAUGACAGCAAACUUCUUAAACGUUAAGCGACGACAAAGGUACUAUUAAAUAUUAUAAAAUGAAAUAAUAAAUUAAAGAAGACAUUGCUGAAGAUAAGUCGCUUGACGUUCUUUUAUGUUUUGUGAAAGGCAACUUUAAAUCUUGAAAAGAGCACACAUCCAUGCAUGCAUGUUCUGUUAGCUUGCAGAAUUUCUGUUUGCUACUCAAAAUACAUCGAUAAAAUGAA